Messenger RNA from Anneissia japonica, 1075 nucleotides. Its product is annotated as branched-chain-amino-acid aminotransferase-like protein 2. The record is from RefSeq and is a predicted model, not a curated record. The coding region runs from base 33 to 884 and encodes 283 amino acids. The transcript has a single exon. Lineage: Eukaryota; Metazoa; Echinodermata; Crinoidea; Comatulida; Comatulidae.
UGACUGACAAUAAAUCUCAACAAGUGCGAGUGAUGUUGUGGACUAUUCCAAGAGCACUUUCCACGGCAUUUACAAAAUGUAUGAGCCACUUGGACAACGUAAAAAUCAUCUUUGAACCAUACCGUUGCGCCAUGAAGUAUGGACCAGAACGUACGUACGUAUUGCAAAAAGAAGCGCAAGAGUCAUUUGAAAAAUUAAUGGAUUCUGCAGCGCAGAUCAACCUAGAUAUGGGACUUGACCACAACUUGUUUACUUUCAAAUGGGUUAAGGAAACAUUAUUGGAGGGCGAUUAUCCAGGUAAAGACGUUGUGUUCUGUAAAGACAUGUCUCAACCAGUAGCAGCCAACUAUGACCUCAUUACAAGUGGAUUUCGCCACACCUUUUUAAUACGUCAUCCACUAAAGCUAUAUAAAUCAUGGUAUAAACAUUUUUCUAGAGUUGUGUCAGAAGAUUCUCAGCGUAUAGACGAGGUUUUAGAGAUGGCCGGAUCCAAAGACUACGCGUACGGAGACCACUUUCAACUAUACGAGCAUUUGAUAUCAAAUGGAAUUGAACGAGACCCGAUUAUAAUCGAUUCAGACGAUCUGCAGUCUGAUCCAGAAGGAAUCCUUCGAAAGUUUUGCCAAACACUGGGCAUCAAGUACACCCAAAAGCUACUCUCUUGGGAGGUGGGUGAUGGUGUUGUUAAGGACUGGGCAACAUCUAAGUUACAGCUACAAAGAGGCAAACUGAUUGGGGCUUACCAGAAUGCUUUCGACAGCACCUGUUUUAAGAAACAAGGGCCAUUGCCAUUACGUUCUGAGCUAAGUGAAUAUGCUCUGAAGUGCGUUGAUGUAACCAUGCCAAUAUAUCAGAAAAUGUACGAGAAGCGUCUACGUCCUUAAACGCUAUGAAGAUUGAUUUAUCUUAUGCCAUACAUUCUUUUUAAGUAAAAGUUAUUGCAUAUACCGUUUUGUAAAUUAAGUUUCAUCAAUUUAAUUCAAAUAAUUAUUAACAUUUAUUAAUAAAUAAUUAAAUAAGCAUACUUGAUAUUAUCAAUGUGUUUAUGAUUAUUACAUUUACUAAGAUGAUACCG